UGGAGACACCAUCAUCAAGGUGCAUUGCUGUAAAUACACCUCCACAAAUAUUUUACAACCUUGCUAUGUUGUCUGGAUUUCCCUGUCCACUCUCAGAAUAUAAAAACGAGUGUAUUUAUUAAAGUGCUGUUUUUCUGCCCUCGGCCUCAAGAUCUUUAAGCUGUGUCCUAAUAGACUUAACCUGCUGUAUACACACCACACCAGCUCCACUCUACCUGUAAGCCAUAGCUGCUUUUGAAAGCCAGCUGAAGGUUCACAUAAAGAAGGCACUGAUCUUGUUUAGUGUUCAAGAACAUAAGCAGGAUGUAUUUUUAGGCGCUAUGCUCACACAGACACCGAAACAGACAACACAGCAACACCUCUCAUUUCUGAAAUGUUUCAUCUGAGACUAAAAAAAGGCGCUGUCAUGUUUCAGUCUGACGGGAUGAUAGCUUGAUCUUGUUCCUGUGUGCUCCAGACCCCGAGAGUCACGUAGGACAAGAUGGCAAAAGUCUGCAGUGAAAACUCCUUUUCAGCCAGACAGCGGCUGCCCAACAGCACGUCGGACGAUGAGCUUGCUGUCAUUGAAAAUGGAGACAGCAGGAGCCACUCUCAUCGUGAAGACAUCUCUGAGAGAGACGUGUCCUCAGAGUCCCAUAGAAGCUCAUGGACAGGUGCCAGGACAGUGGCCAGGUUGUCCUCCUUCCUCCUCAUGCUGCAAAACUGGACAUCUCACAGAAUGAACCCUGCAGAAGAAAGGCAGGACUCCUUUCUUGAGCGAAUCAGAGGCCCCAAACUUAAAGACAUCUCCAGCGGAGAGAGCAACACCCAGUCUGUGGGCCAGCGUGAAAAACUUCGACAAAGAAAUCAGUGGCCUCUUGCUAUUUACAACAUAAAUAACUGCAACAACACGGAUGAAAAAAAAGAGGAGAAAAAAGAUGAAAUAAAGAAAGAGGAGAAAAAAGAUGAGAAGGACGGAGAAAAGAAGAAUGGGGAAAAUAAGGAUGAGAAAAAGGAUGAAAAGAAAGACGAGAAGAAAGACGAUAAAAAAGACGAUAAAAAGAAAGAAGAACCUCCAAAGGAAAUCUGGAUCAUGGAUCCAUCCACAGACCAGUACUACAGAUGGCUGAGUGUCAUUGCAGGACCUGUAUUUUAUAACCUGAUGAUGAUUGUAACAAGGGCCUGCUUCAAUGAUCUACAAGAAACCUACCCAAAGCUCUGGAUAGUUUUAGACUACACCUCAGACAUUAUCUACUACAUGGACACAUUUGUCCGAUCAAGAACAGGUUACCUUGAGCAAGGCCUGCUUGUAAAAGAUGCCAAAAAACUAAGAGAUAAAUACAGAACGACAUCGCAGUUUAAAUACGACAUGAUCUCAAUGAUUCCCACUGAUCUGCUUUUUUUCAAAUAUGGGUUCAAUAACCCAGAGUUCCGUUUCAACCGUCUUUGCAAAAUCCAGAGACUUUUUGAGUUCUUUGAGCGAACUGAGACCAGAACCAGCUUCCCAAACAUGUUCCGUAUCAGCAACCUUGUGCUCUACAUCCUCACCAUUAUCCACUGGAAUGCUUGUUUAUUCUUUGCAAUUUCGAAAAGCAUUGGUUUUGGGACUGACACUUGGGUGUAUCCCAAUGUCAGCCACCCAGAGUACGGCCGGUUGGCCCGAAAAUACAUCUACUCUCUGUACUGGUCUACACUUACGCUCACCACCAUCGGAGAGACCCCUGCACCUGUCAGAGAUGUUGAAUUCCUUUUUGUCAUUGGAGACUUUCUCACUGGUGUGUUGAUUUUUGCUAGUAUUGUCGGCAACGUUGGUGCUAUGAUCUCAAAUAUGAAUGCCUCUCGUGCUGAGUUUCAAGCAAAGAUCGACUCCAUAAAGCAGUACAUGCAGUUUCGAAAGGUCACCAAAGACCUGGAAGCCAGGGUCAUCAAGUGGUUCGACUACCUGUGGACUGAGAAGAAGACCUGCGAUGAGAAGGAAGUUCUGAAGAACCUUCCUGACAAACUUAAGGCUGAGAUUGCCAUCAAUGUCCAUUUGGAUACACUGAAGAAGGUGAGAAUUUUCCAGGACUGUGAGGCCGGACUUUUGAUUGAGUUGGUGCUCAAGCUGCAACCUCAAGUGUUCAGUCCAGGAGACUACAUCUGUAAGAAAGGUGAUAUUGGCAGAGAAAUGUACAUCAUCAAGGAAGGGAAGCUAGCAGUGGUGGCGGACGAUGGAGUCACUCAGUUUGUAGUGCUCAGUGAUGGAGCAUACUUUGGAGAAAUCAGCAUCCUAGGCAUCAAGGGUAGUAAAGCAGGCAACAGACGAACAGCAAACAUCAGGAGUGUAGGUUACUCUGACCUCUUCGCCUUGUCCAAAGAUGAUUUGAUGGAGGCGCUCACUGAGUAUCCAGAGGCUAAGAAGGCUCUGGAGGAGAAAGGCAAAGCCAUCCUGAUGAAAGACAACCUCAUAGAUGAGGCGGUCGCGAAUGCUGGUGCUGAUCCCAAAGACCUGGAGGAGAAGAUCGUCAAACUGCAGAGCAACCUGGAUGGGAUGCAGACCAAGUUCGCUCAGCUAAUGGCGGAGUUUACCUCCACCCAGGCGAGGAUCAAGCAGAGGGUCACUCAGAUGGAAGCCAAAGUGAAAUCCAUAAAACCAGAGGACCUCACUGAAGUGGUGGCUGACAAAGACAAGAAAGUCCAGUAACACCUUUCAGAGAACUCUUUGAAGCGACAUUCCUUCAUUUCAUGUAAAUGCCCACAUUUUUAUUUAAAAAUGUUUGUUUUAAUGUGUCAAAUUGUGUACAGUGUUUGCAGAAAAUAUGUUUUUGUGCAUGCUGCCUGACAAGCCCAGUUCAUUUUCUCAUGUUCAUGCCAACAUUUGGCUUCUAUAGCCUUAGUGUGAUAACAAAGCUGGAUGAAUCCCUGGUUAAUAUGUUGAUCUGUGUAAACUAUGUUUCUUAUACUGCAACUUUCGUACAUUGCAUGGGAAUGGACAGAAUGAAAAAAGCCAGUUUGUAUGUUACCAUAAGCAUACACUACCACAUGUAAAUCUCAUCUGUGAAUAAACCGUUCAUACAACA
Messenger RNA from Nothobranchius furzeri (turquoise killifish), 3038 nucleotides. RefSeq names its product cyclic nucleotide gated channel subunit alpha 3a (gene cnga3a). Gene Ontology annotation, molecular function: cGMP binding; protein-containing complex binding; intracellularly cGMP-activated cation channel activity. NCBI's taxonomy places the organism in Eukaryota, Metazoa, Chordata, Actinopteri, Cyprinodontiformes, Nothobranchiidae. The record is from RefSeq and is a predicted model, not a curated record. Gene Ontology annotation, biological process: monoatomic cation transmembrane transport. Gene Ontology annotation, cellular component: intracellular cyclic nucleotide activated cation channel complex; plasma membrane.